This is a messenger RNA of Parnassius apollo (apollo), 4032 nucleotides long. Lineage: Eukaryota; Metazoa; Arthropoda; Insecta; Lepidoptera; Papilionidae. The record is from the annotation of a GenBank genome assembly.
AUGAGUUCAAAAAAACGCAUGUCCCAAAAGGAAACGCUUACAAGAUCUCAAAUUAAAAGACAUAAAAACGCGGAAAAUACUACUUACUUACAAAAGGUAUUAGAAGAAAGUGGCCUUACAUUGAAGCAACCACCAGAAAAAUCCAUAGCAUUUCAGGAAACAAUUCACAUUAUACGCAAUAUUAAGAAAAAUCUUCAAAAUCAUUUUGACUAUCCCAGAAACGCAUUAGAGUUAAUUUCUAAUUUGACAAAUAAGUGCCAAGAUAUGAAUGUGUUUAAACAUUACUUGUUUCCUAAUAUCGUAAGGUCAGCGGACGAUAGUGCCAGUGAACAUAUGACGAGUGAUAGCGUGUUAAAAAUAUUACUUAGUGUUCCUAUUCUGCAAAGCAAAUUAAUUGAUUACAUAUUUUCAAAAGCAAUGGAUUUAGCCGUUGAUUCACAGUGUAUGCCUUGGAUACAAAUGAUAUUAAAAUGUAUAUCUUCUUUAGACAGCAUUGUUAACAGUGAAGCCAUUGCAAAGCAUCUCAUAAAUUUAUUAGACAUUUCAAACGAAAAAAUUGUACGUCUUGAGAUCAUAACAGCUAUUCCUGAUAUUUUAGGUGACCAAGAACACAACAAUGUAGCUCUAGAAUUGUGCAGAAUUUUAGGAGAAGAUCACGAUCUUAUUCCUGCUAUUUUAGACUGUGUCUCUUAUCUUAAUCUUUCUGAUGAGCAACAUGAGCAAAUGCAAAAGAAAACAUUGAACAUUCUUUUUAGUUUAUCCAAGUGUAAUUAUUUCCCUAAUUUUGUAAAGAUUUUGCUUAUUCCUGGUCGAAUGAACGAAACAGGUUAUUUAGAAGCAGUUCUAGGCUUAAGAAAUGUGUUAGGUUGGCCGACAUCAUUGGCAACAUCACAAGAGAUUGCUUCAAGCCAAGUACUUACUGCAACAGCUAUUAGAAAUUCAAUGAUAUCUUCAAAACUUGUUUCAAAUGCUUGGUUGAAAGCUGUAACUAAUUGUAAAGAAAGUACUGAUCACAAAUCAAUUGAUUUUAUCAUAAUACUUAUUUUGUAUACAACUUCAGAGGAGAGACAGAGGCAACUAGAAAAUGUAUUAAAAAAACAAAUAAAAUUAAACAUCUUAAAAGAAGAUUUGAUGGAUGAAGUAUUUGAAAAAUAUAAACCAAUUUUAAAAGAUUAUUUAAAACAUUUUUGCCUUAUGACAAAUACAUUACUAAAAGCUAAAGCUGAUCCAAUAGUUCAGUCGUUUGCAUCUCAUAUAUAUAUGUUGAUGCUAUCACAUUUGGAUGAUUAUAUUCAAACUAUUGUUGCUGAACUCCUUCAGCUGAUUUUAGAUUGUAAGCAGUGUGUUAUGAACAUACUCUUGAUAUUAAAUAACGUUGCUUCUAAAGAUGUAUCAUUAUUAAAGCCCCAAAGUCUCCAAAUGUUGACACUUUUGGACAGAAUGGAUGAUAUGACACUGGCUGAAGUAAGAGCUGUUAUGGAUUUGGUCUGUGCUCUUGCCUACAGCUCUGAAAACUCUGUUAUUCGAGAUGAUAUUCACAUGGUUAUUAGAAAGGAAUUGGGCAGUUCUAGCAUUUCUAUUAAGAUUCAAGGAAUACUUGCAGGUAUCCAUGCCGUAAAAUAUUUAAUGUCCACUAACUCUAAUGAACAUCAGAUGUUAGAUCUACCUGAUGAUAUCAGCUAUGGUUCUGUAUUAUACUUAUCAGAAGGUGAUCUUCGAGAAGCUGCUCAAAUAAUAGAACUUAUAAGUCGCAGUACAAGACAAUUUCCUGAAUUGAUUGCAUUUUUUUAUGAUGAAUUAUGCACUGUUAUAAAUUCAGCAAAUCAAAUUAACAAACAUUUUUUAUCAUGGUUGACUGAUGCUGUAACCAAUGACUUACAACAAAAUUUUAUUGUUGAUUCAAUUGAUUCCGAAAGAAUAGGUGAAUUAAAAUUGUCAAUGCAAUACUGUUUGAAUAUGGAGGGAGAAAUGGAUGAAGUAAUAGCAAUUAACAUAGCUGGAUUGGCACUUAAAAAUGAAGCGGAAGUGAGUGUCGCAAUUUUGUCUCCAUUGCUUAAACUUGUUCAAUCACUGCAUUAUAAGCAACAUGAUGGGAAUCUUUCCAGCAUUGAUGCAUUGUUGGGUUGCCCAAUUGUUAUGCCUAAGUUUAAUAUUGAUGAGAUUGAAGAUAUGGAAAAUAAUACAGUAUGUCGUAUUUUGGACUGUUUGCUUUAUUGUGUGAAUUGGUUUCGAGAAUUACUGAAUGCUUUUGCAACACAAAGUGAUUGCAAUCUGAAAGAAAAAAUGAUAAAAAGAAUUCUCCAGCUAGAAGAUAUGGAAAACUUGAUAUGUCAAAUAUUGUUGAUAAGUAAAAUCUCAUAUAAACCACCAAACUGUAUUGUCAAUUCUUAUUUAACAUCCAGUUGCUUAGAUAAAAAACUUACAAAAACACAAAGUUUAAAGCAUAAGGUACAACAAAAGUCUGCGCAGGAUGAUACAGUUUUACCUGAAACAUUAAAAUCACAAGCAAGUCAACACCAUUCUUCAGUUAAAAGUCAACUUAAUCUAACUCAAACUUUACCGUUAAGAAAAUUAACUUUAAACCUACUAUUCCUCUUGAACACUGAACUGCAGAAUGCAGAAACAGAAAAUAUAUUAACAGUAAAAUCAUUAAAAUUCCUAUUGAAAUCUACUAAUGUAUACCUAGAACAAAUUUUGGUAUCAAAAAUAAAAAGACAUACAUUUUUAUCCAAACAAGAAGAGCCUUUAGUGUAUGAUGGGAAGAAAGCAGAAGAAUGUGCAGUGUCCAUAAGUAAAAUCCUUCCAAACUUAUUAAAUCAUAUCAGUUUCAUAACUAAAUACAUUGAAUAUAAUGUCCUCUCUAGAAAUGAACAAGAAUUAUCUAUUGUAGCAAUUGAACACCUAACCUGUUUGGAGAAUGUAUAUAAUAUGUUUACAAUUUACUUUAAAUGGAUUGGAUUUAAAAAUCAACACAGUGCCUUACUAAAGUCUUCAUUAAGGACAAUAGCUGGUGCAGAAAGUAAUAUGUUGUCAUUAAAAGAUUGUGUCUUGAAUAUUGUCAGAUUUUUUGAAAAACAUGAAAAGUAUUGUCUUCAAAUAACAACCGCUGUUUCCCUUGUAGAAUUUCUAAGGACUCUUCAGGAAUAUUCAAAUGAUACAACAGUUUCAAAAACUUUGAGAAAUAUUGCCUUAAACUUCUUAUCCCAACAAUGGAAAACCUCCAGUGGAGUAGUAGAAAAGGGAAUAAUUUUCAAUCAGAGUGUGGACAUCUUAGCCUGUACAUAUUUAGUAAAUAACGAAGUUUUAGCUUUAAAAACAAUAAGUCUACAGUUGGUAAACGAUAUUCAGUUUCUAAAAAGUAAAAAUGAUACUUUGAGCACAUAUAAAUGCAUCAGUAAGACCAACUUUUCAGUUCUAUACAGAAAUCUGGGUAGUGCUCUAUUUGAAGUAACAAAAAAAACUUUAAAUAAGGGAUUAACAAAUUUGGAGCACUUAGGCUUAUGGAAGGAUGUCACAACGAUUAUGAAAUCUAUGUCUGAUAUAUGCAAAACUCUAGAAAAUAGAAAUACCCUAUCAGUAUUUUUUAAAAAAUCUUUGCCAUUGAUCAAACUUUUUAUAUCACAAGGCCUUCCAAUAAUAGAAAUACAAUUUAAAAAUGACACCCAAGAAAUACUUGAAAUUUUAAAACUUCUUCAACAAUCAACACGGUUUUUACAAUCUUUGUGUUGCCACUCAAGAUUGAAGAAAGAUGCUGUAUUGAUCAGCAAAGUUCCUUACGUACGUCAGUUACUUGAAACUUUAAUAUAUAAAGUGAAGGCUGUUCUUGUAGCUAAUAACUGCUCCGAAGCAUUUUGGAUGGGUAAUUUGAAAAACAAAAACAUUCAUGGAGAAGUAAUUCAAACACAACAGAGUGUUGUAAGUGAAGAGUCUGUUGAAGAUUGUGAUGAUCAACUUCCUGAAGAUGAAGAUAAUGAGGAUAGUGAUGAAGAAAUGCUAAAUCCAGAUUCUAAAAGUAUCAGUGAUAUUGUAUGA